Molecule: messenger RNA, 2931 nt
Organism: Siniperca chuatsi (mandarin fish)
Lineage: Eukaryota; Metazoa; Chordata; Actinopteri; Centrarchiformes; Sinipercidae
Product: calphotin-like
Exons: 4
Coding region: 327-1619 (430 amino acids)
Source: RefSeq, a predicted model, not a curated record
GCCUCCUCCUCCUGAAUGAAUAGUGUGAGUGUGAGCAGGAGGCAGUCAGGGAACAUUCAGCAGUAGUGCCUGCACUGCUUAGCUGCAUGCUCACAGCUGAGUUUUGUCUGGGGCAAGAGGGCAGCAGGCCAUGCAUAAACACACAGACACAGACUAGGGGAGAUAAUGGUGCCCAGCUACUUUUAGGAACUGAAGAGCUGUAGCUGUCAAUGCUUUUACUGCCAGACAGUGUCCGUCUUUGCUAACAGAGAGCAGUGGGACUCGUGCUUGCUUCUAUAAUAGGUUCCAAGUUUUUUAUUCAUCUCAGCUCUCAGCUUUUUUCAGACAUGGGGUGCUCCUCAUCCAGUGCACAGACUGUUGAUCAAGAGAAAAGACCAGGUACAAAGCCAGAAGAGAGCAAUGGAGAUACAGUGGCAGUCAGAAACGGUAUCAUCGCAGAAGAUGCACAAACCAUCGAGGACCAGAUGCAGUUGCCUGUGCAGACUGCCCUACCAGACGAUCUUCAACCGGGAGCCGAUGACGAGGCGGAGGCCGUGUUGGUAGCCCUGGAGGCCCAGGAGGAUCUUGGCUCUGGGGAGGACCUCCUGGCUGUGCCUGAGCCUCAGCCAGAACCUGUCGCCCCUGCAGAGCCAGCUCCAGAGGUUGCUGCUCCAGCUGAAGCCGCUACUGAACCUGAACCUGAGGCUGCUGUAGCGGUGGUGGAGGCACUACCCCCUGUGGAGGAAGCUGCCCCUGUAGAAACUGUAGUGGCUGAGGCCGCUCAUGAGGUCAAAGCCCUUGUUGAGGCUACAGAGGAGGCCCCUGCUGUUGAAUCUGUUGUAGCUGUGCAGGCAGAGUCCCCUGCUGUUGUUGAGGAGGCGGCUGCUGUGCCAGCUGAGGCCUCUCCUGAGGUUGCCACCCCUCCUGUUGAACCUGUUGCAUCUGAGCCAGCAGAGGCCCCAGUGGUUGUGGAAGAGGCAGCGGCUGUAGCGGCUGAGGCCCCUACCGAAGUGGCUGCCCCUGUGGAGGCAGAAGUGCCAACUGACAGUGCUGCACCAGUUACUGCCUCAACAGGACCAUGUGAAUCCUCAGAACCAGGUGAGGCUUCAGCACCAGGUGAAGUUGCAAUCCCAGGUGAAGGUGUAGUACCAGAUGAGGCUUCAGCACCAAGUGAGGCUCCAGCACCAGCUGAACCCGCAGCACCUAUAGAGGCAGCAGAACCUGUAAUCGAUACAGAGCUUGCUGUAGCAACUAUUCCAGAGAUGCCUCCAUUAUCUCCUGUCACAGUUGAGGCCCAAGCUGAGCCUCAGCCUGCUGUUGAGCAGGCAACAGUACCUCCUGUGGACCCUGUUGAGGCACCCUGCCCCACAGAAGCCACCCCUGCUCCAGCCCCAGAAGCUGAAUCUGCUGUGCCAGUCCAGGAGGCAGAGGUUCCAGCAUCUACACCAGCAGUUUCAGAAACCUCUUCAGAAGCAGCCCAAGAAGCUCCAGCAGAAACUGUGACAGCUCCUGUGGUUGAGUCCACCCCAGCAGGCCCUGAAGCACCCUCAGCUCCAGCCCCAGAGCCCUCACCUGAAGUGGUGUCUACAACAGAGGCCUCUCAGGAUACGGAGAGAGAGGAAGCCAAAAAGGAGGAUUGAGUGGAGAGAAGAGAUUCACCAAAAUAACAAAAACCCCAAAGCUGCCAUUAUAAAGCUACUGGAAGAAAAAGACAAAGCAACAAACGCUACAUUUUCAGUAUUGUCUCAUCAGCGCUCACCAAACUUCCCACCAGAUACAUUAAUAUGCAUGGUGCCUUAAUAACAUUUAGGAAAGAUCAGGAUUUUUCCUAUAUUUGUAAAUAUAAACCUUUACGUUUUUCUACUGAGACCUUAAGUGCCUGGAGCCACAUAUUACAUGCAGGCCUGUGCAAAGAAAAUGCUAUAAAACACUUAGGACAGGUUAGAUGAGACAAGAGGGUGCAAUAUUCUGUGAAAUCUGUGAACUUUUGUGGCAGCGUGAUGAACUAGAGAAGGAUGCUUGCAAAGUGAAUCCUUGACUAUUUAAAAUAGCUGCUUCUGAGGAAUACAAGCCAAACACAACUGUGAAUGAAAUUAUGCAAAGUGCUUGGCGACACAAACGCCAAACUGGGUGGAUGAACAACACACUGGCUAGGUUUACACUACCAGUUUAAUUGCAAUUGUUAUCACCUAUAUGAAACUCAUAUCCACAUUUCUGUUUGGUGUUUACACAUUAUUUAAUUGCAGUCUUUCUAAUAAGGUUCAUUUAAUUAAUAGGAAUGACAGUACUAAAUGUUGAGUAACAGAGUGUACAGUGUAAUACUGAUAAGCACUACUGUAAGUCAAAUCCAUGUUUCCUUUAAAAAAAAGUCUUUUUCGAUAUCACUUUAUUGGUUUCCAUGGAAAGAUAAUGAAUAAAAUGUGUUUUUGUUUUGUGUAAGGGAUAAAAAAUGCAUGCAGAUGAUCCAAUGCAUAUGCAAAAGAUUAGUAAUGACAUAAUGAAUCAUUGCCAGGUUGAAGAUGCAGAUGAUCCAAGUACUGGUAUGUCAUCUUGCUGUUCCAUGAAGCCAUUGUGUGCAGCUGUAUAGUAGCUGGCAGAUGUUCAUAAAAUUCUGGUCUUGAAAAUAAAGGUGUUUCCAACUAUAAAUUUAAAGGCAUCAUUACAAGGCAAACAGAGCAUCAUCAUUACAUACACAUGUAAGAGAUCACCUGUUGGACAUGAUUUUUACAUUAUUAUUAGUUCUACGUGCUGUGUUUAAAAAAAAAAAAAGUGUAACGGUGUUAAAAAAUGAUUUCAGUUAUGUAAACUGUGAUGGACGUUGUGGGGACAAAAAUUUGUUUUGAUGUCUGACAUCUUUUUUCCCACCUGUUUCUUUCUCUGUAAUAUAUUCAUUUUCUGAGCUUUGUCUAUGAUUCUGCUAAUCUAGUGUACAGAAUAAAAGUUUACUCACUA